Molecule: messenger RNA, 2278 nt
Organism: Jaculus jaculus (lesser Egyptian jerboa)
Lineage: Eukaryota; Metazoa; Chordata; Mammalia; Rodentia; Dipodidae
Gene: Cep72
Product: centrosomal protein 72
Exons: 12
Coding region: 10-1953 (647 amino acids)
Biological process (GO): centriole replication; spindle organization; regulation of protein localization to centrosome
Cellular component (GO): centriolar satellite
Molecular function (GO): protein binding
Source: RefSeq, a predicted model, not a curated record
CUUGCAAAGAUGGCUGCGGCGGUGCGGUUGGUGCUGAGCGAGGAGACGGUCCGGGAGCGCAGCGGCUUCGGUGCCCACGGCGACCUGGCUGAGCUUCGGUCUUUAUCUAUUCCUGGCACAUACCAGGAAAAGAUUACUCACCUGGGGAAUUCUCUGAUGCACCUGACAGGCCUCAGAUCCUUAGAUCUCUCACGCAACUCUUUGGUUAGUCUCGAGGGCAUUCAAUACCUGUCUUCCUUGGAGAGUCUCAACCUGUACUACAACAGCAUCUCCACGUUGUCGGAAGUGUUCCGGCUGCACUCCUUAGCCAAGCUCCAGGAUGUGGACUUGCGGCUGAACCCCGUUGUGAAGAACGAUUCUGAGUACCGCCUGUUUGUGGUGUACUUGCUCCCCAAUCUCCGACAGCUGGAUGAUCGUCCCGUGAGAGAAAGUGAGCGCAAGGCUUCCCAGCUUCAUUUCGCUUCCGGAGACUCCCUGGACUCAAGCGAGAGCUUCCCAGCCACCCUGACCACGGGAAGACAGCUCAGCUCCAGAGCCAGGAGUGCCGACGCCUUAGCCAGCAAGCGCUUGGCCAUGGACGCCGACGAUGAGGCCGUCCUGAACCUGAUCGCCGAGUGCGAGUGGGAUUUACGCAACCCGCCCGGGAGCCCGGGCUCCGGCCGGAAGGAACUGGACGCUGACCUCCAUCACGCCCAAGCGUGCAGACACGUGUUGAGUCCUCUGUCCAUCCAGUACCAGUGUGGGGACGCGGUGAGAAGGGGCCAUGAGAAGAGGGCAGGCAGCUCCCAGGGGUGCUUCCCAGGAGAGCCAGCCCUGGACCAGCACCGUGCAGAGCUCUUCCUGCAGCCCAGAGUGUCCGAGGCCUGCCCUGAGCACGCGCAGUACGCUCGCUUCACUCCACACCCAGACUCCAUGGAGACCGAGGACUCCACCUCAUUCUCUCCGAAGUCAAGUUUGUCAUCACAGAACACGAUCCGCCCUUUGCCUGUUCCUGAAAUGUUCCGGAAGCGCCGGAUACCCGGCGGAAGGUUCCAGGUGCCCUUGGACCCGGGGUGCCCGAGCUGCCUGCAGAGGCCCGAUGGCCCCUCCAGCCUCAAGCAGAGUUUGAGCGGACGGGAUGGCCUGGACAGCUCUACGCACGUGGCCUUCUCCUGCCCGGAGCUUUCGGAGGUUGGAGAGCAGACGUCCUACGGCCCAAGUGACAUCAGAGAGCCGUCCCCCCAGGUGGGCCCAGCAGCUGCUCCCGGGCCGAGGGCUUCGCUGGAGACGGCGCUCCCAGAGGCGCUGCUCGACCUGGUGGACAGGUGGUGGAGCGGCAGCGGGUCCCUGCACAGCAACGAGGCAUUCCUCGCUCAGGCCAGGAACGUUCUCUCGUCUGUUCAAGAGCCCACAGCAGCUCAGAGCAGCCCAGCGCCCGAGAAAGAAGGAGCCGGCUCCCUGGCCCUUGAAAACAAGUGUCUGCAGCGCCGCCUGGCGGAGCAACAGCAGCAGCACACGGCGACAGUGAGCGCUGUGACGGCGGAACUCCAGGACGCGCGGAAGGAGCUGGACACCUUGAGACAACGUUUAGACAAGUCUUUGGAGGAGAACAAUGACUUAAAAUCUCUUCUGUUCAGCAUGAAAAAAGAAGCAAAAACUGUCGACCCGUCAACUGUGUUAACUUUGCAGAUCACUGGGCUGCAGGCGAGCAUGCAGCAGCUCUCGGGGGAGGUGGUGGAGCUGAAGCAGCUCCUGGAGCACUACGACAAGAUCCAGGAGCUCACACGCAUGCUGCAGGACAGCCACAGCUCCCUGGUCAGCACCAACGAGCACCUUCUGCAGGAGCUGAGCCGCACGCGGGCCCAGCACAGGGUCGAGAUGGAGCAGAUGCGCCGCAGCUUCCAGGAGUUCAAGAAGACGGCUUCCCUGUUCCCGCCGCACGGGGCCCGGCUCGGUGGCCGCCAGUCCUGCUGAUGCCUGCCCCGAGCCACCGCCCACCUGUCACCGCCCCAGGGCAGCUCUGGCGCGUUUCUCUCUCUCAGUGUGCUGGUAAGACUUGCAGCCGCCUCGGAGUUCUUCACAUCGGACCGUGUAUUCACUAAAAUGUAUGACGAGAUUUUAGUAUGGAUCCAUUUAUGCGUGCAGGAAGCAAUCCUUCCACUGGUUUCUCUGUUCAUCUUGUUGGGGUUCCACUGAGUUUUUCAGACCAAUGAGUGCAUAUUUUUCAUCAGAUUUGUUAAAUUUUCACCACAAUUUCUUGUGUUUUUGUUAAAAAGUUUAAUAUUUCUUAACUUUUAAA